AUGAAUUCUUUAUCUAGAUCCGAUACUGAUAGUCCAUUUUAUUCACCAGGUAGUGUAUCCAUUCCUCAAUUUAAAGAGUAUCCUUUGUUUACACAAGAAGAAAUAGACGAAAUUAGGAAAAAACGAGCUUCAUUGGAAAUGGAAGUUCAAACUUUAGAACAGCAACUUAAAUCACGUCGUGAACAGAUACAACAGUCAAAAGAAAACAUGGUUACAUUAGGAGAAAUAAAUUUACUCAAAGCAGAAACAAGAGAUUCUAUUUCAGAAUCAAAUUCAUCUCAUUUAUCACAAAUCAUGACAGAAUUUACAGAUAUCAUCAAGCAAUCAUGUGAAUUAACAGCAAAAAAUUCAACAUUAGACCAAGAAAUUAAAGAAGAAGAAAUUUAUCGAUUAAACAUUGGAGAUGAAUAUGAUAUUAUAGAACACGCAUUUGAUCUUUCCGAUCUUAAAGCAAAAAUACCAGAAAUUAAAUCACUUAAACGUGAGAUUCCUAAAAUUGAACAAGAAGAUUACGAAAGAUAUAACCAGAAUCUAAAAUCAUCUCAAAAAGAACUUUCAAGCUUCAUAAAUGACACAGGUCCUUCAACAAAACAAGUAGAAGCUGCAAAUGCAGUUUUGAAAGCCUUUGAUUCCGAUAUAAACUACCGAAAAAUGGGAGCUACGAUUGAAAAAGCCGAAAAUACUAGACUUGAGCUACUUCUUGCUCAAUCUGAAUCUAAAAAUAAAUCAAUUGAAGAUGAAAUCGAACUUUCCAAGAGAAAAAUAUCAUCGAUUCAGCUAGAAACAUCUAAUAUAUGCAUUGCAUGCGAAGCGCAAAUCAAAGCUAACGAUAUUGCAUUUAAUAAUUCAAUGAAAACUCUUGAAAGCGAAAUCCAAUUGGUCCAACAGAAAAUAGACAAUGCUGCUGAUAAAUAUGAUGAUUUGUGCGAACAAAUUGCAAAAAUGCAAGUAGUCGAAGUUGAUGAACAAGAUUCUUUGUCAGUUAUCAUGGAUUCAGACUCAUCAGGUGAAGAAAUAGACUUUGACUUCAAUGAUAAUGUAUCUAGAUGGGAUAUUGAAGAACAAAACCUCGUCGUUACCAGAAAAAAGUUAAUUCAAGAAAUCAAUGAGAUAAAAAAGAAAUAUAACGAGACAAGAAAGAUUGCAAUCGAAAGGGAGACAGAAAAACAGAAUUAUAUUAAAGAUAUUUACUCCAAAUAUCAAAAGAACAAAUUAGAAAUAGGAAAUUACAUUUCUGAACUGUAUUCUUCUUCUCUCAGCCAAUCUUCGCCACAAAUAACUUCAACUACUUCAUCUGGCCUGACAUCAGAUCUGAAUAUUGUUUUGGAGCAUAUUUCCAGUUCAAUCAGCAAUGUUAAUUAA
This is a messenger RNA of Trichomonas vaginalis G3, 1362 nucleotides long. RefSeq lists its product as uncharacterized. The transcript has a single exon. The record is from RefSeq and is a predicted model, not a curated record. The coding region runs from base 1 to 1362 and encodes 453 amino acids. NCBI's taxonomy places the organism in Eukaryota, Parabasalia, Trichomonadida, Trichomonadidae.